GUAUUAUUAAGCCAAGGUUUGGCUGUGCCCCAAUUUCCAGCUGAUAAACCAACCCAACCCAACCCAACUGAACCCAGCCCCAAACCUACUUACAUAGCACCCACCACCCUGUUGACCGCUUCCUUACCUACUCUUUGCAACAAAAGAGAAAAAAAAAACCAACCCUCUCCUUACCCCCCAAUAGCGACACAUUAUCAUAAAUAACGCAAUGGGUUCGAAAGCAGUCUAUCUACUCGGUGGUCCCAGCAAGGGCACUCGAAUGCGUCCCUUGACGCUCGAUAUCCCUAAGCCGCUAUUCCCACUCGCCGGCAGAGCGAUCAUCUGGCAUGGCAUCCAGGCGCUCUCCAAGAUCCCCGAUCUCAAGGAAAUCCUCCUCAUCGGAUUCUACGAGGACUCGGUAUUGGCCCCGUUCAUCAAGCAAGCCUGCAGGGAUUUCCCAUCCCUCCAAAUCAAAUACAUGCGUGAAUACGAAGCCUUAGGUACGGCAGGAGGGUUGUAUCACUUCCGAGAUGCGAUCCUAAAAGGCUCGCCAGAACAGAUCUAUGUUCUACACUCCGACAUAGCCUCCUCGUUCCCCUUCCUCGAGCUCAAACACUUCCAUGACAAGCAUCGAGGCGUCGGUACCCUCAUGGCCGUCCGGGUCUCCAAGGAACUCUCGACCAAGUUCGGAUGCAUCGUCACCAACCCCGAGACCUCCCAGGCGCUCCAUUACGUCGAGAAACCCGAGUCGUUCCUCUCUAAUAUCAUCAACACUGGCGUCUAUCUCUUCGAUAAAUCGAUCUUUGAUGAGAUCAAGGCCGCCAUGGAUCUCAAGGUCAAACAGACCGCUGAUGACCCCUUAUCUCGUCAAGAUGACCAAUUACGACUCGAACAGGACGUCAUCUCACCACUAGCAGACCGUGGUAAACUAUACGUCUAUGAGACCAAGUCGCUUUGGAAACAGAUCAAGACAGCCGGGUCUGCCUUACCGGCGAAUGCGCUAGUUCUGGAAUCCUACAAGUCCAACAACCCGGUCCUUCUACGCCGACGAUCGCCGACGAUCAUUGCCAAGACCCCGCCCCCAAACCUACUAGGACCAGAGAUUGUGGAGCCAUGUUAUAUCGACGAGACGGCGGUGAUCGACCCCUCCGCGAAGAUCGGCCCUAACGUCUCCAUCGGCGCUAAUGUUAGGAUCGGCUUUGGGGUCCGAGUUAAGGACUCGAUUGUUCUCGAUAACAGUCUCCUCGAACAAAACAGCUGCGUAAUGCAUUCGAUCCUUAGUGAGGAUACUAAGAUCGGUCCCUGGGCCCGAGUCGAAGGUUGCCCCAACACCAGCGACGCCAAUCCGCUCAAAUUCACCAUCUCAGUCUUGGCUAAAGACGUCGAAGUCAAGAGCGAGGUUCAUGUCAGAAGUUGUAUCGUCUUGCCUCAUAAGACUUUGACUCGAUCGUUCGCCAAUGAGGUCUUAUUAUGAUCCAUUCUUACUUGCUCUGGAUCAUCAUCAGCCCUAUAGGGUCAUCUCAUGAUGAAUCACCAUAAAAAUCAUAUCUUCUUGGCUCUUUGUUCAAGAACAUCUGAUUAUAAAUAAAAAGACAUGUGGGUUGGUGUUAUGGUUCGAAAUGUCUUCCUUUUUCUUUCUUUCAGUCUUACUUUUUUUUAAGCAGAGCUGCAAGAGAGAGGCGCACAAGCAAUGGGGGAUAACAAGGGAGAAGGACAAUUUCCUCUUGAUUUUCUGAUCUUUACUUGAAAAACAAAAAUGUUCUCCUUCAUUUCUAUUUUUAUCUUUUGAUCCCUUUUCUUAAUCAAAAGAAUUCAACAUGAACAAUAUCCUCUUCUUUCUUUCUUUCUUCCUCCUAUCUCCCUUCCUUCCUUAUAUUUUUUUUGCGUAUAUUCUUUAAGAAAAAGUAAUGUAGAAAACAAACACUUCAACAACCAAAA
Molecule: messenger RNA, 1917 nt
Organism: Puccinia graminis f. sp. tritici CRL 75-36-700-3
Lineage: Eukaryota; Fungi; Basidiomycota; Pucciniomycetes; Pucciniales; Pucciniaceae
Exons: 7
Coding region: 209-1453 (414 amino acids)
Biological process (GO): biosynthetic process
Cellular component (GO): cytoplasm
Molecular function (GO): transferase activity
Source: RefSeq, a predicted model, not a curated record